UAUGGUUGCAGGGCGGGAAGCGCCGCGACGUGAGACGUCGCAACAGCGGGUGCGCGACGUUGUGCGCUGAAAUCUGAGUAUCGCGAAACGACGUUAUAGAAAAAAAUGGGUGAUACCGUUCGUAAAUUUGUACGUCUUUGACGAAUCGAAACUCCAAAACUCUACGGGUUAAAUUGUCAAAACUAUGUUGAAUUGAAAGUAUAGCGCGGUGAAGACUCAUUCUCGUAGAACUUCACCAAAGUAGCUAGCCUUCAGUUCUCACAUUUUCGGCUAAGAUGGUUUCUCUUGUGAAAAUAACAUUUUUCACUGCUUUCUGUGCUAUUUUUGCGAACACGGCCGCCUCGCGUGUCUUAGAGCUAAGCGACAGAUUCCUGGACAUACACAAAGAGGGCCAAUGGCUUGUAAUGAUGUACGCUCCUUGGUGUGCUCACUGCAAGAGGCUCGAGCCUGUCUGGGCGCACGUAGCACAGCAUCUGCAUGAAACGUCGAUUCGCGUCGGUCGUGUCGACUGUACAAGAUUUACAAACGUCGCUCAUUCUUUUAAAAUCCGAGGGUUUCCUACUAUUUUAUUUUUAAAGGGAGACAACGAAUUUGUGUAUCACGGCGACAGGACAAGAGAUGAAAUAGUAAAAUUUGCUCAGAGAUUGAGUGGUCCUCCCGUGCAGGAGAUAACAAAGUCUCAGAGCUUUGAUACAAUAAAACGAGAUCGUGACGUAUACUUCUUGUACGUCGGUGAAAAGUCCGGUUCUCUAUGGGAAGUUUAUCGAAGAGCAGCUGACGUGUUCCAGCCUCAUGCAUUUUUCUAUCAGUCUCAUCCACAUGUCGUAGGUGAACACGCGCCAGUUCAAAAGGCUCCUGCAUUGUUCGUCUAUAAGGAGAAUUGUCAUUAUAAUUUUACAGGUCAUGACGAAUUAGAUUUUGAAAAACUAAAUAGCACUUUACACGAGUGGGUAAAUGCUGAGCGUUUUCCGACAUUCCCAAAAAUAACGCGUGGCAACAUAAACCAAAUAUUUUUAACGAACAAGAAUCUCGUCUUAGCGGUCGUUGAGGAAAAUCAGUUGGAAGAAGUGUCGCCUGAUAUGCUUGAAUUUCGUGACAUGGUCGAGGAGGUGAUAAAGAAGAAGCGUGAAAAAUAUCACGAUGACUUCCAAUUUGGCUGGAUUGCCAAUCCUGAAUUGGUGAACAGUAUGGCAAUGAUGGUGGUACCACUGCCAAGUUUAAUAGUCAUUAACACGACCACGAGUCAUCAUCACAUUCCAGAAGAUGAGCCAGGAAAGUUGACUCCUCACGCAAUAGAAAUGUUCCUAGAGCAGAUUCGCAAUGAAAGCGCACCGAAAUUUGGUGGCAAUGGUUGGCUAGUACGCAUUUACAGAUCAUGGUUUGAGAUGAGAACAACAUUCUCAGCCAUGUGGAAAGGCAAUCCUAUUUUAACGAUGGUUCUAUUCGGUCUACCGGCUGGUUUUCUGUCUUUGAUCUGCUACGGGAUUUGUUGUCCGGAUAUUUUGGACGCAGAUGAGGAAGAGGAAGAAUAUUCAGCCGGAAGUCACAUGAAGAAAGACUAAAAAGAGCUAUGCUUAGACGUAAGUACGUUAUAAACAGUCCACGACGAUAUAAAAUAAAUGAAUGAAUAUUA
Cephus cinctus (wheat stem sawfly) is the source of this 1633-nucleotide messenger RNA. RefSeq names its product protein disulfide-isomerase TMX3 (gene Tmx3). Gene Ontology annotation, cellular component: endoplasmic reticulum. Bases 276 to 1562 code for a protein of 428 amino acids. Gene Ontology annotation, biological process: peptidyl-cysteine oxidation. NCBI's taxonomy places the organism in Eukaryota, Metazoa, Arthropoda, Insecta, Hymenoptera, Cephidae. Gene Ontology annotation, molecular function: protein disulfide isomerase activity. The record is from RefSeq and is a predicted model, not a curated record. The transcript is spliced from 10 exons.